This is a messenger RNA of Trichoderma asperellum CBS 433.97, 207 nucleotides long. The record is from RefSeq and is a predicted model, not a curated record. NCBI's taxonomy places the organism in Eukaryota, Fungi, Ascomycota, Sordariomycetes, Hypocreales, Hypocreaceae.
AUGGGCCGCACCGCAGCACUGCCUUCGCGCACCACAUCGCAGCAGCACAGUGCGGCCCAAACUGCCGGCCAUGCUCACAUCGUCGUCACUCUUGGAGCCAAUCUUCAUCAGUCAAUCGAGGUUUGCAAAACUCUAGCGACUCAUCUCGGUCUACGGCGCUGCCGCAGCUGGUCAUGGCCAAAUAAGCAACACUCUGCGAGGGCUUAA